AUGCGUAGCGUGCGCAACGAUGACACACUUCCAAAAGCAAUAUGCCACGAUUGUUUGCAACAGGUAGCUGCGAUGCACCUAUAUGCUGUAAAAGUAGAGAAAACUCAAAAAUUUCUGGACUUCCACAAAAUGAAAACCAUUGAAGAGAAAAGGGAACAAAUCACAGCUGGCAUCAAACGACCUAAUACAAUAGCACCAUCGAUAUCAUCUCAAAAUAUAUCUGAUCCUAAUAACCAACAGCACUCACCUAAUCCCAAAUCACCUCCUUCUGAACAUCAACAAGGUGACGGGAAAACAAAUAAAAAUAAAAUACCAAAGAAAAAAUCCCCGUCUGAUAUGAAAUUUUUAGAAUCGAUGCCUUUGGAAGAAUUCGCUAUUGCAGAAAAAUUAGAUAAAACCUUAUUAAACAGUUCAUCGAUGAUUAAUAAAUCUCCACGUCAAAAAGAAGAGAAAAAGGAUGCAAGUAAAAAGGAAAGCAAGCCGAUGUCUGCAGAAAUAACAGAGAGCUUAGAUCCUAUAGUUCUGAUUGAUGGUAGACCAGCACGACAAGGCGCUGCUUUAGACAACCAGAUCACACUGUUUUACAAAAUGGAAUGUUGCAUUUGCCACGAACAAGGUUUUCAUUUCAGAUCGCUGAUGAAACAUUACAAAGACCGCCAUGGUGUGCCCGGUUACGUUACAUGCUGCGACAAGAAGUUCCAUUAUUUCUAUCCGAAAAAAAUUAUCGAACAUAUGGCCUAUCAUCUUCAACCAAACAUAUUCAUGUAA
Molecule: messenger RNA, 768 nt
Organism: Diatraea saccharalis (sugarcane borer)
Lineage: Eukaryota; Metazoa; Arthropoda; Insecta; Lepidoptera; Crambidae
Source: the annotation of a GenBank genome assembly